UGCCUACCAACCCGAGGGAAGAGAGAGAGAUGAGAGACGACGCCGUGGAUGUUGUCCUUCGCGACGUGGAAUCGCCCUAUGCCACCAAACUCCGGUUCCCUCACGUCCUUCAGUUUGACGAGCUGCGUCGCCGUGUAUCUAACAUUCGCUGCCUCCCGGCCGACUGCUUCACCCUUACCCUGCGAGAGAAGACCCUUUGCGACCAAGCAGAUGUCAAACUCCGUGAUGGGGAUGUUCUAAUAAUAAAUCUGGUACCUACCAAUGACAAUGACAACGAUGAAGAUGAUGACAACGAUUUUGAUGAGAAACAACUUAACUAUAAUCCUUGGUCUGGCUUGAGUGACGAGGAGGUUGAAUGGCGCCUGGGUCAGCGCAAUAGGGUACAUCAACGUAUGCAGAAGGCCAUGAGGGAGUUGAGGAUCCAGGCACUGGCGAUGCGCCAGCCCUUUCAGAAUGACCCUCAUGCCCUCUGUUUGUGGGAUGAGUACACAGAUUAUAUUGAAGAAACAUUUGCCCGAAGCCUUGAGUACAAGCUCUCAUGCCCAAUGGAGACUCCGAACUCUGUUUUAUAUGAUCAUUUAAUGAAGAAAAAGGCUCAUCCCAAACCUUCAGCAAUGGUUUUUGGAUUGCCAUCCCUGUUCAAACAAGUUACAAUGAAAAACGUUGCAUCAAGAACUGGAGCAAGAAUUGCUGGUGUUGCUGCCGUGUUUGCUGCCGCAAUGGUUUUUGGGUUGCCAUCCCUUUCCCGGAAGCCACAAAGGACACCGUAAACUUAGUGUAUGUGGAUCAUGUCUGUGUUGUAUGCAUUUUUAUGAUCAUUUAACGAUGGAAAAGAUCCAUAU
Messenger RNA from Phragmites australis (common reed), 842 nucleotides. RefSeq lists its product as uncharacterized. Bases 30 to 770 code for a protein of 246 amino acids. Lineage: Eukaryota; Viridiplantae; Streptophyta; Magnoliopsida; Poales; Poaceae. The record is from RefSeq and is a predicted model, not a curated record. The transcript is spliced from 5 exons.